This is a messenger RNA of Raphanus sativus (radish), 1398 nucleotides long. RefSeq lists its product as uncharacterized. NCBI's taxonomy places the organism in Eukaryota, Viridiplantae, Streptophyta, Magnoliopsida, Brassicales, Brassicaceae. The coding region runs from base 1 to 1398 and encodes 465 amino acids. The record is from RefSeq and is a predicted model, not a curated record. The transcript has 2 exons.
AUGUCACUAGAGGAUGAUAAGUCAAUCAUUAUCCCGGAAGAUGACGAUUAUUGUGCGAUCAAACGAGGCUCCCAGAGCAUCUUAGGUCGUCUGCUGAACCCGGAGUGCCAGAAUAUGGGAAGGAUGCUUAGGACUAUGCCAAAAAUUUGGAAAGUCUACAACAGAGCCCGUGGUAUGGCUCUCACAAGAGAGCGCUUCCAGUUUGUUUUUGAUUUAGAAACAGACUUACAAAUGGUUUUGGAUCAAGGUUUCUGGACCUUUGAUGAUUGGGGCCUGGCGAUGGAAAGAUGGGUAGAGAACCCUCCUCCUAAUUAUCUUCAGACUGCAGCGAUUUGGAUACGUCUGCAUUAUCUUCCGGCAAAUUACUUGACACUGAAAACGAUUGACACUGUUGCAGAUGGAGUUGUACAUGUCAAAGUGAUUGAAUUUGAUCCAGAUAAGCCUCUUCUGAAUGACUACAUACGGAUGCUAGUGGUUCUAGAUCUCAAUCAAUCCUUACGAGAUAAAAAAUCAUUAACUCUUCCAGGAGGUAGAGUUGAAUACGUUGAGGUCAGAUAUGAAAGAGUCAGGAAGAAGUGUUUUCACUGCAUGAGGCUUUCGCAUGAGAAACCGAGGUGUCCGGUUCUUCAAGGAGAGAGGAAUAAGGGCAAAGGCUUAAUGGGUCACAAGAGUCAACUUCCGGCUCAAGUAACCCGUCAACAUCACACUGACCUUGCAGAGAAGAUCAUGCCGCUGCUCGCUCCAUCCUUUCCUCCAGGUUUUGAACCACAUUCCUCAGUGAUAGUUCCUGAGGUCUUUGAGCAAAUGCGCCUGUACAUGAACUGCUCGGAUCCAGAUGAGAAAAGCAUUAGAGAAGCUAAAAUGAAGAAGACCCUCAAUGAAUUAUCUAAAGACCCGAUUGCGCAGAGAUCUUGUCUACGUCUUGAGGUAGCUCCAAAGAUCGUCACUGUUCUAUCCCCAAUCAAAGGAAGAGUUUUCGACUUUAGUAAAGUGCAAGAAAAGCAAUCUACAGACGUAGCAGAGUCUUCCUCCAGGAGCAGUGCUAAUCAGUCUUCACGUUCUGAACACACCUUCAACAGAACAGUUCCUACAGCUGAUAACUUGGUGGGAGCCAGAGAAGGUACACAAGUGGAGGCUGGAGUUUUUGUCAUAGGCUCUGUAGAUAACAUUGGUGACAGAAGUAACAAGAGUCGAAACUCUUUCCGUAGCCGCUCCACUUGGUCAAGGAAGAACCAAAAUAACAGAAACAAGUCUGCAUCUAGGCAGGAGUCUGAUAUUCAUGAGCGAGAGGAUGGUACUGGGAAGCGUAAGGCGGAUGAAGACGGUGAGGUCUCAUCAAAAAUGUCACGAAAACACUCAGGUUUGAUGGUUCACCAGAAACCAUCCAAUCCUCAAUGA